This is a messenger RNA of Paecilomyces variotii, 1542 nucleotides long. Its product is annotated as putative UBX domain protein. Lineage: Eukaryota; Fungi; Ascomycota; Eurotiomycetes; Eurotiales; Thermoascaceae. Gene Ontology annotation, molecular function: protein binding. The record is from RefSeq and is a predicted model, not a curated record. The transcript has 2 exons. Bases 1 to 1542 code for a protein of 513 amino acids.
AUGAGCUCCCACGUCGUGGUGAUUGAUGCGAGCGCUCGCAGAGCCACUGUGAAGACGACGCCAAAUAAGCAUCUGGCAGAUAUCCUCCAGGAAGCCUGCGCCAAACUGAAUCUAGAUGCCAACCAGUAUGGCUUAAAACGUAAGAGUAAACAACUAGAUCUGUCAUUGUCUUUUCGUCUUUCUGGCCUGAGCUCUGGGGCCAAGCUUGAGCUUGUCCAAGCGUCACGGUCACCCUCCGUUGUAACUGUCGGUUUACAACUACCGGAAUCAGAAGCCCAGGGGGUACCAAAUGGGCGUAUCCUCGACAAGUUCCCAAGCAACACGACACUAUGGCUGGUCCUACGGAAGUUCGAGGCUGGGGUCGCGGGUGAUGGAAAAACAAGGAACCUGACAGGCAGGGGAGCACCGGCCACGGACAGCGGCAGUGCGGGCGCUGGGAGACUGUAUUAUCAGACUCCUGUUCUUCAGAUUAUGGGCAGAGAACUGUCGUCAUUUACAGACCUGCAGAAGUCACUAGCACAGCUGGGCUAUAAUAGUGGGAAUGUCCUCAUGAGACUAAGUUUCCGGACAACAUCGGAGCCGCUAGAAGAGGCUAUGCAGAAGAUAGGAGAGUACUUCCAGUCUUUUGAAGACAAGUCUGGUGAGAUUGCAGAGGCCGUUGCACCUAUCCAGGAAGGACGUACGAUUGAUGACACGAACCCAUCGGUGACGGCACGAGUGUCUCCUACUCCUGACCCAGCUGCGGAAGCAGUUGGUGGCAUUCCAGCAGAGCCUGUCUCGCAACCUGCAGCACCCGAGACACCCUCAACAGAACCACCGCAGACCCAGACAGUCUUUUCCAGACCGGUGACAGUCUAUCGGCCACCUUCCAGCUCAACUCCACAAUCAGCCCAGACCAAAUAUGAUGAGAACGACUAUAUUCCGUCCGUUGAGCAUGCCAAGUCUCACCAAGACCGGUUGAACGCUUCGUCUCGUCCAACUCGUCUCCCGACAGAUGCAGAGAUCGCUGCCAAAGCAGCAGCUGAACAGCAGCUACUAGCGAGCAUCAAAGAAAUCGACGUCAAAGUCCGUUUCCCAGACCAAAGUCAGGUGGUAGCGAAGUUCGGGCAAGAAGACACUGGGAAGACCUUGUAUGACUUCGUUAGAAGUUGUCUAGAUGAGCCAUUUACUGCUGAGAAGUUUAAUCUGAGCACCCCUGGUGCGCCUGCACUCAUUGGUGGUAAGAGGAGCCAUUCGAGUAUUCCAGAUUCAGAUACAUCUCUCUUGAUUCGGGACUUGGGUAUGAAGGGACGCAUGCUGGUCAACUUCUCAUGGGACCCUAACGCCUCCCUCGCUGCUCGCGGCAGCGGGGCGAUGCUCUUGAAACCGGAGCUGAGGAGCCAAGCCCAGGAUAUCAAGGUGGAGGAAAUCAAAGCCCUCGAGGAGCCAGAACAACCAAGCAGGUCACUGGGAGGACCGUCCGCGGCAGCAAGCAAUGAGACCAAGCGGAAAGGAGGCACAGGAGGCGUGCCCAAGUGGUUGAAGCUGCCUGGCAAGAAAUGA